Messenger RNA from Juglans microcarpa x Juglans regia, 1548 nucleotides. RefSeq lists its product as uncharacterized. The coding region runs from base 1 to 1548 and encodes 515 amino acids. The transcript has 4 exons. The record is from RefSeq and is a predicted model, not a curated record. NCBI's taxonomy places the organism in Eukaryota, Viridiplantae, Streptophyta, Magnoliopsida, Fagales, Juglandaceae.
AUGGCCCUACAGAAUGACUUUGAGUCGAUUCGUCAUCAACUGCUUAAUCACACUCCGACUUUUUCCCUAGAUAUUGCUGUCAAUGAGUUGAUCCAUGAGAAAACUCAUCUGCAAACAUUACAGACUCAAAACAAGCUCAAUGUCUUGGCUACCACUCUAUCAGUUUCCUCCUCUGACCAACGUCAACAGUCUGGUUCUAGAAAGCAUUGUCCUAGCAACCAUCGCUCCAAUAGGCUAUUUUGUCAUUAUUGUAAACGUCAUGGCCAUGUCAUCCAGACCUGUUACUGUUGUAACAAGAAAGGACCUCCAACUACUAUUGCUUCUAGUUCAGACACUCCUCAGGUCUCUGAAACCAUCAGAGAUGCAACUCGGUCUUCUGGAUCCACCACCACUCUCUCCACAACUCACUUGGAGAAUCUCCUAAAUCGGGUCGUAAGUCGACCUGAUAAUGCAUCGUCCUCAUCUGCUCUUUAUGUUCUCUCUUGGGUUAUGGAUUCUGCCUAUAAUAAUCAUAUGACACCCUCCUCAUUCUUGUUCACUAAAAUGUAUUUUGCAUAUCCACCACUUGCUAUACACACUGCCAAUGGAUCCAUUAUGCUUGCUCUUAGUAUAGGCUCUAUCUCUACAUCCAAUAUUUCAAUUUUUAAGGUGCUUCAUGUUCCUAAACUCUCUUAUAACUUGGUGUUUGUGGGGUCAUUGGCUCAACUUGGCUACCAUGUUAUUUUUUACUACUCUGGUUGUACUCCGCAGGAUCCACAGACGAGAGAGGCACUUGGGAUAGGCCCUAGAAUGGAGCGUAUGUUUCCAAUGAGCACUUUGCAUCUUCCAUCAGUUCCUCCAAGUCCACCCGUUGGUGUUUCUGCUGUCACAUAUGUUUCUCCUUCCUUCGCCCUUUGGCACUUUCAACUUGGUAAUACAUCCUCUUAUCGGAUACAACAGUUAGUUUCUCAAGGCACCAGCAGAAUGGAUGAGUCAAACGAAAACUUCGACAUAUCCUUGACACAGUUCGGACACUUCUCCUCUAUGCUAAAUUGCCUCUCACAUUCUGGGUCUCGUGAACAUACAAAGUUGGAGCCACGUUCUCGCCUUUGUUGCUUUCUUGGAUACGACGAGACUCAGAAGGGCUAUCGGUGUUAUAAUCCUACUCAUCGCUUCCAUGAGCCCUCCAAUCAUUCUUCGCCUGUGUCCAUAUUAGAUGUUCCAUGCAUUCUACCUACUCACUUUUUGGACACUCGUAGACCAGGAUCUUCAUCUCUUGAGCUACCUCUCUCUUCGACUGCAAUCCCUAUUCUUGCCCUACCUGCGGAUCACACAACCGACAUUUCCCUUCACUGUUCUUCUCGGGUAAGAUCUCUUCCUACUCAUCUCCAUGAUUUCUAUUAUUACAUUGCCCUUAUUACUUUACAUGAGCUUCACUCCUAUCAUGAGGCCUCUACUAAUUCCUUAUGGCAAGAUGCAAUGACUGAGGAAUUUGAUGCAUUAUCUAAUAACUAUACAUGGGAUCUAGUUGAUUUGUCUCCUGAAAAGUCUAUGACUAGUUGUAAGUAG